Bursaphelenchus xylophilus (pine wood nematode) is the source of this 2567-nucleotide messenger RNA. The record is from the annotation of a GenBank genome assembly. Lineage: Eukaryota; Metazoa; Nematoda; Chromadorea; Rhabditida; Aphelenchoididae.
AUGGACUCUCCACCGAAUUUUCUGGAUCGUCAUUGCGACUGUUUCGAUGAUGAUAUGCAAUUCUUCCAGAAGUCGUUUCAGCGGAAAAAUGUGAGUUUGAAAAGGAUUAGGGGGUGAAAAUACAGUAUAAUUGAGAAUUUGUUUUUAGUUGUAAAAUACGUUUCUAAUUAGCUAUGUUAUUUAUAUUAGGCGUACAACUAAUUUCAGCCCAAACCGCAAGUCCUUACAAAAGUCGGGGACAACAGUUUCUUCAAGCUUUCGAAGAAGGUCCCUCCAACUUGGAAUCCUCGAGAAUCACAUGCGUGAGUCUUCAUUUUUAUAUUCGCACUUUUCACUGUGGAUUUUUGCCUUUGCGCACCGUGCAACCUCAAAAAAAGCCGAUUGCACUGUGCAAAUUUUUGAGCAAAAUCGCGGCGGCGCAGUUGAGAAAAGCUUACGUCGCAGCGAUAUUUCAAAUCACAGUGCAAAGCCAAAAAAAGGUGAGUGCACGGUGCAAAAGAUCGGGGAUUUUUUUUGCACUGUGUGGACCGCGGCAAAUGUCCAGGCAUCUCGAAAAGUCGACGGACUGUGCGAAAACAAAAGUUUUCUUUGCACUGUGCAAUUUUUUGCCUUUUGCACCGUGCAAUAAGCUUUUUUGGGUUGUCGCUCGCAUCCUGACUUUUUUUCGCACAGUGCACACGCCAAAAAUGAAUCCGGCGACUUUCCGACGGCAGUCGUAGGUCCUAAAAAAUACAUUGAUCUCAAAAUGUAUCUGUUCAAUUGACUUUUCAGCCCUGAAUUCUUUGAUCCGAUCUACAAGGCGACCCUCUGUUAUUACUGCUAUCUUAAUGAAUCAGAUGGAGAGGAAGGGGACUUGUUAAAAAUUCGACCAAUGAAAUUAUCGUUUCAUCUGGAUGACGAGACUUUUUCACUCUACGAACCGAUCACGGAUAAUUCAGGACAUAUUCAAGUAAGAGAACUUUGAAGGGAUAAAAAUUUUGAACCAUUUGUAAAAUAAAACAUGGUAUUAAUUACUUUAAAGGGUCGACAAUUCCAUCGUCAGCGAAUUCCGAGGAAUCCAAAAACCGUUGGGACCGAUUACUUGGAUUGGAAAGACGUCCAUGUUGGGGAAGAUUUGGUCUUAUUUGGAAGAAAAUAUCGGAUUGUCGGAUGUGAUGACUUCACCAAGGUACAGUGUUAUUAGUAUUUUCAUAAAGUGCAUGGAAUUUUUUUUCUUUGGCACAGUGCAUCCUGAUCUUUUUUUUGCAAAAUGAACCUUCAUACAACAAACCUCGUCUAUAACAAAUGUGUUUUUGAAACCGGUGAUUUGUUAUACUGAGUUUUGACCGCACUUCUUUGCAUCUGUUCACAAGGGUACCUUGUAAUUUUUGGUAUUUUUCGAAUUUUCUGGAGGAUCGAGGGAUUCAUGUGGACGAUUCGGAGCCAAUCCCGACUGAUGCUUGGAGCGUUUUUCGACACUUUCGACCGCAGAAAAUGUAUCGAGACGACGAGUUGACCGAGAUGAUCAACAAAGCUUCUCUUGAGGUGACUUUUACUAUUUUUAAUGAUCCAUUUUAGACCUUCUCUGGACCUAGAAUAUAUAGUUGCUACGUAGCAUCUGAACUAUUAGUUCUAGAAUUUGUCUUUCAUAUCCGGAUUAGUAAUCAGAAAAUCUCAAAAUUUCAGACCGAACUACCCUCUUGGGAGACCCUGCCCAUGAACUUGAUUUUCCAUGUGGCCUGGCUUGAUUCGAAAAAUGAUUUCCACGGAACGAAAGUCAAAAGGACAUUUCGAAUGAUCGCCACACCAGCUGAUGAUACUGUAACUUUGAUCGAAACAACUCCUGGUUUCAAUAAUCAAGUGUUUUUGAAGGGACUCAGGUUGAGUUAUUUGGCCAAAGGUAAGACCAUAACAUAGCCAAAAUUACAGUAAAUAUUAUCUUCAGAUCAGGUUCAUCGUUUCUAUCGAGUGGCCAAUUUCCGGCCCGGGAUUUGGAUCGACGUUUUCAAGCGUCCAAUGUACAUCUACGACUGUGAGGGAGAGGCCACAAAGGCGUAUAUUCGUCAGCAAUUUGGGACCAUUUCGUACGGAACUCUUCACAUGGAGAUCUUGGAGCGAGGGCCUCCAGCGGAGCAGUUUGAAAUCUUACCCAAUGAGCUCAUGUUCAAAGCCACGAAUGUGAGUAAGAUGUUGGCUUCGAAUCCGUUGUUUCAGGACGAAUUCCCGGGAGUCAAGUUUUUGAUCCUCUACAAUGUGAAUAAGCGAAAAAUCGACAUUUUCGAGGAAAGCCGGCUCAAACAAUGGGCCAAAGGGCGCACUUUUUUGUUGGACAUUGACGCCACCAGCAUGUCGUAAGUCUUUUACUUACAGUCAGAAUACUAUGGAUUGUAAUCCGACAGACCAAUAUCUUACUUAGCAAAUAAAAAAAAGUAAUUUUUAGGCUAGAAACCCUAAAGCCUGGGUCAAUUCUUCGACUGUUCAAAUGGGACUUCAAAUUGGGCGAUGCGAACGAGGUCACGGCCAAGUUCAUCAAAUUCACCGAAGACACCGAGGACACCCAUAAUGUUGAUUUGUAUAAUGAUGACUAA